AUGGCUCUACUACCAGAGCACGGGCCGCGGUACGCUCUUCUAGUUCAGGAGUUGAAGGGCAUUGUCAAAGACAGUCAUGCGCCGGGCAGCGCCGGGUGCGAAAGCAAAGGACGUACUUUGGACUCUGGGCGUGUCCGACCUCCUACUCCACCGGCACCUAAGGUGAGGCGAGUAGACCGAGUUUCUCCCGCCCCAGGUCCAACCGCCACUUCCCAGACCACGGCCAAGACACGCCUCCCAGCGCAGGAUCACACACCACCGCCACUACCGCGGCCUCCAUCGUCAUAUGCGCCUCCCAAGCCAUUGCAGGACUAUAGGGCACAGCCUUUUCCAGAGUCGGACGAAAAGCCAACCAAAGAGCGAGUGUUUCAGAAAGCACGUGCUCUGGACUCGGGGCGCGUCCGACCGCCUACUCCACCGGCACCUAAGGUGAGGCGAGUAGACCGAGUUUCUCCCGCCCUAAGUCCAACCGCCACUUCCCAGACCACGGCCAAGACAUGCCCCCCAGUGCGGGAUCACACACCACCGGCAUUACCGUGGCCUGCAUCGUCAUAUGCGCCUCCCAAGCCAUUGCAGGACCAUAAGGCACAGCCUUUUCCAGAGUCGGACGAGAAGCCGACCAAAGAGCGAGUGGUUCAGAUGUGCGAGUCCCCGGCAAUGCACGCCUGGAUUACGGCGCUGGCGGAGUUUAAUGUCCUUGGAUCCCCGGCAAUCAUCGGAGGCUUGACGGCCGCGGAGCAGAAGGUUCUUUGGGAGGCCAGAAUCAUGGCACUGAGCAGGGUGCCAAACCUUUUCAAGUCGAUCGCGAAGGUCAAGACCAAGAAUGGAUUGGAUUGGACCAUAGCAAUGUCUGCACGCCAAGUAUUGACUGCGGAGGGCAACGUUGCCAUCGCCACUGGCAGAGGUUCUACUUACAAGGAGCUGGAGACUCCCACGAAGAUUCAUGGGCUGGUAGGCGCCCUUUUCAGGCAGAUGUGGUUGCACAAGGACAUGGAGGCCCUUUUUCCCACUUAUGAGGAUUUCGACUUGUUUGCUACUACCAUCAAGACGAUUUACAACGAGGCAGCCGAGUCCGCAGGCCUCUACUCGCGAAUGGUCAAAUAUGAGAGGCCCUCGAAGGGAAUGCGCAUUGUUCAUGACUGGGCAGCGCGCCACCCAAACCACGGGAACAGCUAA
This is a messenger RNA of Symbiodinium sp. CCMP2592, 1176 nucleotides long. Lineage: Eukaryota; Dinophyceae; Suessiales; Symbiodiniaceae. The record is from the annotation of a GenBank genome assembly.